Molecule: messenger RNA, 1609 nt
Organism: Sipha flava (yellow sugarcane aphid)
Lineage: Eukaryota; Metazoa; Arthropoda; Insecta; Hemiptera; Aphididae
Product: lipoma-preferred partner homolog
Exons: 8
Coding region: 188-1372 (394 amino acids)
Biological process (GO): cell-cell adhesion
Cellular component (GO): stress fiber; focal adhesion
Source: RefSeq, a predicted model, not a curated record
UAAUGAUUUAUACACAUUGUAAUCUCUCGUUUUAUGCAUUGUUACUCAUUAGAACUACAAUACUAUUGCUCAUAAUAUUUACCACUCAUCGAUUAGUUGUACGUGACUCGUAUUGUGAAAACAAAGUACUUUGAAACAAGGAACCGUUCACGGGUCCGGAUCGAUAGAUUUUACCAGAACUAAAACUAUGUAUCAGAAACCGUCUAGUCCUUUAUACGCCAAUGUGUCCGAUACAAAAUACAAAAACCAAAAAUUGACAGCUCAAAAUGAACCUACUUAUUACAAUACAGUCAUAAACAAAAAAGCACAGCCUUCGAAAGCUAUUUACAGCAAUGUGAAUUAUGCACCGAAAUCCAGCAACAUAUAUUCCAACAUCAGUGAAACAGGCAAAUCUACUUAUAAAAAUACUCAAUACCCAUUGUAUGAUAAUUUGAAACACUUAGGUAAAGAUAACUUACACUGCCCUCCAUCACCAGUAAGUUCUAGCUACUCUGAACUUCAAAAGGCCGUUAGUUUUGAAGAUGAUGCAAAAGACUUUGAUAACUCUUCCUCGCAGGCAUCAAAAAUGUAUGAAUCCAUCUAUGAGCCUAUAAAUGCUGUUCGUCCACCUAGUGAAUUAUCAUCUACAUAUUCCAUGAACAGUCUCUCACAAUCUGUUUCUGCUCAUGAACAUGAAACUGAAGUUGAUUCUUUAACCGAUCUCCUAGUUAAUUCAAUGUCUGUAAAUGAUGGAAAAAAAAGCUUAGACAAUAAUGCAAGUUGUGUAGAUUGGAACUGUACUAAAUGCAAUGAAAAAGUUAUGGAAGAAGGUCUUGGGUGCACAGCAAUGAAUAAUAUUUAUCAUAUCAAAUGUUUUACUUGUACUCAUUGUGGAGAUCAGUUGGAAGGAAAGCCAUUUUAUCACAUUGAUAAUAAACCAUAUUGUGAGGAAGGUUAUUUGGAUACAUUGGAAAAAUGCUCAGUUUGUCAAAUACCAAUUUUAGAUAGAAUCCUAAGAGCCACAGGACGUCCAUAUCAUCCACACUGUUUUCGAUGUAUUGUUUGUUCUACAUUAUUGGAUGGUAUACCCUUCACUAUUGAUGCAGCUAAUCAAAUUUAUUGUAUUGAUGAUUUUCACAAAAAAUUUGCUCCGAAGUGCAGUGUAUGUCAAUUUCCCAUAAUGCCAGAAGCUGGUCAAGAUGAAACAGUAAGAUUUGUUGCGUUGGACCGAAGCUUUCAUGUGCAAUGCUACAGAUGUGAAGAUUGUGAUACUUUGUUAGGAUCAGAAGCUGAAGGUAGAGGAUGUUAUCCACUAGAUGACCAUGUGUUGUGCAAAAGUUGUAAUGCUAAGAGAGUUCAAGCUUUAACAUCAACCAUGAUUACUGAACUUUAAUAUUUACCUCGGAACUUGUUAAAAUGUCAGUUGUUGUAUUUUAUCUUUUUAACUUACAUUGAUUCUUACAGCAAAUACUUUUAUGAUUUUUAAAAUUAUUGUUAUUAUAAAUAUAAGUGCAUACAUAGUUUGAGAUAUUUCAAUGCUAGAAAUUUUGCAUUUUACAGAAAUAGAAGACAUUGAUUCAUAAAAUUAAAAUAGAUGUCUGGAAUUUAUUCUGAAGUCAAAUAUUAGCGU